CGAUACACAAAGCAAAACGAAAACCGAGCCAAGCCUAACCAUUAUCCCUCGUUCUUAUCAUCUUCUCCCUCGUUUCUCUCCUCCAUACUUUGAAUUUGUAUUCCCAGUAUAUAGCUAUGGUUCUUAGCUGACUUUUAUUUUCUCCUCUACAACGAAUCUAAACCGAAGGACCCUUUUGUCUAAAUUAUAGUUUCCCUUAUUUAAUAUAUAUGAUACAGCGAACAAGAAGAUAAGAUGAAGAAAUAAAGGACGAGUGAAGAGUGGAAGAAUAGAGAAUUGUUUUUGAUAUUUUUCUUUAGUAGCUUCUCAUUGAAUAUAUAAAUAUCUCCCUUUUAAUCCAUUGUAAAAGUCAUAACGUAACAGGUUACUGACCACCAAGUUAGGCCCACCUAUUCUGAAAUCUCACUAAUGCUAUCUCGGUUACCCACAAUUUGUUCGUAACGAAAAACAUGGUUGGUAUUUUUUCCAGAUUUUCUGUUGGCAGGUCUGCCCAUCGACGCUCCAAGAGUGCUUUUGUGGAAACCAAUGUUAUGCCCCAAAAUGCCGAUUUAGUUGAUGCUGCUACUGCUACUGUCCAUGGAAUUGAAGUAGCAGUUGAGUUCAAGCCUGUCGAAUGUCCAACCGAGCCUUUGGACAAUGACCGACCAAUUCAGUGCCCCCUACCUGAACCUUCAAUUCUAAACGAUGGAAGGAUCUGGAAGGAGCGAGUGUCGGCUAAUGUAAGGAGAACUGAGUUGCCAGUUAUGAAGGACGGAGGCACCCUUGAAUCUGAGGCUACUGGAAUGAAACCCCAAGCAACCCGCUCGAAUCGCUUGAUUUUACCGUCUCUAAGUGCCCCGGAACAUAAUUUAUUGAAUCUCCUUGAAGAAUGCAAUGCAUCUGGGAUCUAAAGUCUGGUAUCAAAUGUUGAUUAGAGCUCAACUUGGAAUAAUUUGCAUCAUAUAAGUUCAAGGUGUUUUUAUUAUAUGUAGAUCAUGAAACUGUUACCCUCACAUGUACUGGAUGAAAUCUUUCAUUAUUUGUAUUUAUUUCAUUUGUUUCAACACCUCUGCAAUGAGAUUGUCAUAAGUCAGUUCAAGUA
Molecule: messenger RNA, 1081 nt
Organism: Gossypium raimondii (Peruvian cotton)
Lineage: Eukaryota; Viridiplantae; Streptophyta; Magnoliopsida; Malvales; Malvaceae
Exons: 3
Coding region: 450-890 (146 amino acids)
Source: RefSeq, a predicted model, not a curated record